UUGAGAGGACGGUAGGCGGCGGAUGGGAGAGCUGGCGCAGCUGCCGUGGUGGCAGUGGCUGAACUAGCUGCAGCUGCGGCGGCUGCGGCGGCAGCAACAGCUUCGGGCUCUAGGUUUUGGCGGCGGCGCCGGAGGGCUGGGCUGCGCGGUGCGGACCCCGGCGUGUGCUCCGGGUUGCUGGGGCGGCGCGUAAGAUGCCUCUCAUGGAGGAGUUUCUGAGCAGCACCUCUGGUCCAGUGACUUUGAAAGGGAGCUCAAACCAGAGAGUGUUUCAAGCCCUGGACGUCACAUCCUGAGGGCCACAGGAGAAGAGAACAUGGCUGUGAGUUUGGAUGACGACGUGCCCCUCAUCCUGACCUUGGACGAGGGUGGCAGUGCCCCACUGGCUCCCUCCAACGGCCUGGGCCAAGAAGAGCUACCUAGCAAAAAUGGCGGCAGCUAUGCCAUCCAUGACUCCCAGGUACCCAGUCUCAGCUCUGGGGGUGAGAGUUCCUCCUCCAGCCCCGCACACAACUGGGAGAUGAAUUACCAAGAGGCAGCAAUCUACCUCCAGGAAGGCGAGAACAAUGACAAGUUCUUCACCCACCCCAAGGAUGCCAAGGCGCUGGCGGCCUACCUCUUUGCACACAAUCACCUCUUCUACCUGAUGGAGCUGGCCACAGCCCUGCUGCUGCUGCUGCUCUCCCUGUGCGAGGCCCCUGCUGUCCCUGCGCUCCGGCUUGGCAUCUACGUCCACGCCACCCUGGAACUGUUCGCCCUGAUGGUAGUAGUGUUUGAACUCUGCAUGAAGUUACGCUGGCUGGGCCUCCACACCUUCAUCCGGCAUAAACGGACCAUGGUCAAGACCUCAGUGCUGGUGGUGCAGUUCGUCGAGGCCAUCGUGGUGUUGGUACGGCAGACGUCCCACGUGCGGGUGACCCGGGCACUGCGCUGCAUCUUCCUGGUGGACUGUCGGUAUUGCGGCGGCGUCCGGCGCAACCUGCGGCAGAUCUUCCAGUCCCUGCCGCCCUUCAUGGACAUCCUCCUGCUGCUGCUGUUCUUCAUGAUCAUCUUCGCCAUCCUUGGUUUCUACUUGUUCUCCCCUAACCCUUCAGACCCCUACUUCAGCACCCUGGAGAACAGCAUCGUCAGUCUGUUUGUCCUUCUGACCACAGCCAAUUUCCCAGAUGUGAUGAUGCCCUCCUACUCCCGGAACCCCUGGUCCUGCGUCUUCUUCAUCGUGUACCUCUCCAUCGAGCUGUACUUCAUCAUGAACCUGCUUUUGGCUGUGGUGUUCGACACCUUCAAUGACAUCGAGAAACGAAAGUUCAAGUCUUUGCUGCUGCACAAGCGAACCGCCAUCCAGCAUGCCUACCGCCUGCUCGUCAGCCAGAGGAGGCCCGCCGGCAUCUCCUACAGGCAGUUUGAAGGCCUCAUGCGCUUCUACAAGCCCCGGAUGAGUGCCAGGGAGCGCUAUCUUACCUUUAAGGCCCUGAAUCAGAACAACACACCCCUGCUCAGCCUAAAGGACUUUUAUGAUAUCUACGAAGUUGCUGCUUUGAAGUGGAAGGCCAAGAAAAACAGAGAGCACUGGUUUGAUGAGCUUCCCAGAACGGCGCUCCUCAUCUUCAAAGGCAUUAAUAUCCUUGUGAAGUCCAAGGCCUUCCAGUAUUUCAUGUACUUGGUGGUGGCAGUCAACGGGGUCUGGAUCCUCGUGGAGACGUUCAUGCUGAAAGGUGGGAACUUCUUCUCCAAGCACGUGCCCUGGAGUUACCUCGUCUUUCUUACCAUCUAUGGGGUGGAGCUGUUCCUGAAGGUCGCCGGCCUGGGCCCUGUGGAGUACCUGUCCUCCGGAUGGAACCUGUUCGACUUCUCCGUGACGGUGUUUGCCUUCCUGGGACUGCUGGCGCUGGCCCUCAACAUGGAGCCCUUCUAUUUCAUCGUGGUCCUGCGCCCCCUCCAGCUGCUAAGGUUGUUUAAGUUGAAAGAGCGCUACCGCAAUGUGCUGGACACCAUGUUCGAGCUUCUGCCCCGGAUGGCCAGCCUGGGCCUCACUCUGCUCAUCUUUUACUACUCCUUCGCCAUCGUGGGCAUGGAGUUCUUCUUCGGGAUCCUCUUCCCCAACUGCUGCAACACGAGUACAGUGGCAGACGCCUACCGCUGGCGCAACCACACCGUGGGCAACAGGACCGUGGUAGAGGAAGGCUACUACUAUCUCAAUAAUUUUGACAACAUCCUCAACAGCUUUGUGACCCUGUUCGAGCUCACAGUGGUCAACAACUGGUACAUCAUCAUGGAAGGCGUCACCUCUCAGACCUCCCACUGGAGCCGCCUCUACUUCAUGACCUUUUACAUCGUGACCAUGGUGGUGAUGACGAUCAUUGUCGCCUUCAUUCUUGAGGCCUUCGUCUUCCGAAUGAACUACAGCCGCAAGAACCAGGACUCAGAAGUUGAUGGUGGCAUCACCCUUGAGAAGGAAAUCUCCAAAGAAGAGCUGGUCACUGUCCUGGAGCUCUACCGGGAGGCACGGGGCGCCUCCUCAGACGUCACCCGGCUGCUGGAGACCCUCUCCCAGAUGGAGAGAUACCAGCAACAUUCCAUGGUGUUUCUGGGACGGCGCUCAAGGACCAAGAGCGACCUGAGCCUGAAGAUGUACCAGGAGGAGAUCCAGGAAUGGUAUGAGGAGCAUGCCAGGGAGCAGGAGCAACAGCGACAGCUCAGCAGCAGUGCAGCCUCUGCCACCCAGCAGCCCCCAGGCGGCCGCCAGCGCUCCCAGACCGUCACCUAGCCCAGCGCCCAAAAGCCAUCUCUACUAUGCAGUACCACAAUAGUAUCACUCUACGUCGACGUCCAGAACUGCGGCGUGUGUACACAAACGUAUAUGCACAUAUUUAUAUAGAGAAAGAAAGCAGACAGACGAGAGGGGGCUUGGUUUAUAACCACCUUGCCCUGUUUUCCUUAACUCCACAAGCCAGUUUGGUGAGGGGUGGGCUGCGGCUGCUAGGUCUGAGCUCUUCCUGCUGUGGAAGGCUCCAGAAGCCCCUUCCCAAGGAGACCCCUCACCUGGAUCCAGCCGACUCUGCGGGGCUUGCCUCCCGCAUGGGCCAGCCUCCACCGGCCACGUCCAAAGCUGCUUCAGGCUCACAUCUCCUGACCUGAUGGCAUCCCCACCCCUGCUGCCUGCGGCCCAUGCCACAGGUUCCUGUGUCUUACUUUAGGGACAGAACCACUUAGGAAGGAAAGAAGCCCGUCUCCAGGGUGGUGUUUCAAUGUAUAUGAUAAUGUCAUGGAAUGCUUCUUCGGGGACCAGUGCCCAGGACCUAAUGGAAAGAGGAACUGGGGUGAUUGUGCCCACGUGG
Molecule: messenger RNA, 3338 nt
Organism: Saimiri boliviensis boliviensis (Bolivian squirrel monkey)
Lineage: Eukaryota; Metazoa; Chordata; Mammalia; Primates; Cebidae
Gene: TPCN1
Product: two pore segment channel 1
Biological process (GO): monoatomic ion transport; transmembrane transport
Cellular component (GO): lysosomal membrane; endosome membrane
Molecular function (GO): monoatomic ion channel activity; voltage-gated channel activity
Source: RefSeq, a predicted model, not a curated record